Messenger RNA from Scedosporium apiospermum, 3099 nucleotides. Its product is annotated as Glycosyl hydrolase family 47. Gene Ontology annotation, molecular function: calcium ion binding; mannosyl-oligosaccharide 1,2-alpha-mannosidase activity. The coding region runs from base 1 to 3099 and encodes 1032 amino acids. Gene Ontology annotation, cellular component: endoplasmic reticulum; Golgi membrane. The record is from RefSeq and is a predicted model, not a curated record. The transcript has 3 exons. NCBI's taxonomy places the organism in Eukaryota, Fungi, Ascomycota, Sordariomycetes, Microascales, Microascaceae. Gene Ontology annotation, biological process: N-glycan processing; carbohydrate metabolic process.
AUGCUUCCACGAAGGAGAUAUAGGUUGCUGCUCUUCGUGGCGGCACUCGUCGUCUUUCUCUUCUACCGCGCCGCUCAUUACUCCGACUGGGACCCUUCAGAGUAUACGCGCAUUGGUAAACAACAGCAGCACUACUCCUCUCACUUCGACAGUGAUCGCAACCCGCUGUACAAACCUCUGGGCCAUGGAACCCAGGAAGAGCCGGUCAAGGGAGACCCUCAUCCUCCUCACCCCCCACCACCACCACCACCACAGCAAGAGGAGGAGGCACCAGUUAAGAUUCCCACUCUAAAGCCAGGAGAUCAGGACGAUGGCAGUUUCGGGCUGCCCACCGCUGCCGCACCUUUGGACUCCGCCAGCAGCACCUCGAGCGCGGCCGAGCCUUCGGUCACGGCCCCUAUACCAUGGUAUGAGAUAAUAGCACCGGGCAUGCACACAACCCCCGAGUCCUUGACGACAAGCACCUACUAUCCCCGCUGGCAGAAAUUCGGGGAGCAGUUCCCGGUCGCUGCUGAAGAUCUCAUACUCCUCCCGACCGGUACGCCGAAGCCUAUCCCAAAGAUCCAGUUCGACUUUCCCCAGGAGAAGCCCGCCGCCAAGGAGAAGCGCGAGGCGAGAUUGGCUGAGAUCAAGGCCGAAAUGACGCGCGCCUGGUCGGGUUACCGGAUGUAUGCGUGGAUGCACGACGAGCUGUCACCCGUUACCAAGUUUUAUCGCGAUCCCUUUUGCGGCUGGGCCGCUACACUUGUCGACUCUCUCGAUACGCUUUGGAUCAUGGGUAUGAGGGAAGAAUUCGACGAAGCCGCUCACGCCGUCAAGAAUAUCGACUUUACUUACAGCACCCAGCGCCUCGACAUUCCAGUUUUCGAGACGGUCAUCCGAUACCUCGGCGGCCUGUUGGCCGCCUACGAUGUCAGUGGUGGCCACGAAGGCAGGUAUAGGAUGUUGCUAGACAAGGCCGAAGAACUCGCCGAUAUUUUGUACGGAGCUUUCGACACCCCGAACCGCAUGCCUGUGCUGUAUUACCUGUGGAGACCCGAGUCCGUCAUGCAGCCGCGCCGCGCCACCAUCGUCAACGUGGCCGAGGUGGGGUCCCUCCUCAUGGAGUUUACACACCUCGCCCAGCUCACAGGCAAGGAGAAGUACUACGACGCCGUGGCGCGCAUCACCAACGCUUUGGAGGACCUGCAAAAGAGCGGCACCGCCAUCCAGGGCAUCUUUCCCGAGAUGCUCGACGCUGGCGGCUGUAACCGGACGGCGACGGAGCUUCAGCGACAGGCUGCGCUGCAGGCGCAAAAUGAGCUCAACGGAGUCUCGAGCUCUCCGGGUGCGGCGGCGGCGGGGGCGGCGGCGUGGCCACGGAACCCACAGAAACUAGAGAUAAUUAAUGUCGGCGACACUGUUUUCGGCACCUCCUUCGCCGGCCCUUCCAGUCCCGAUGAGGGCGAGGAUGGACAGGUGAAGAACGCGUCUGACGCCACUGCAUCCGAGAGUCUCGCGGCCGGGGGCCUGGCUAGGAGGGGAUUCCGCGAAGCGAACGCCGCUAAUGAUGAUGGUGCCUGGGAUGAGGGUGAUGAUGACGAUAAUGGAGUCGCCAUACCUGUCAAUAGCUUUAAUCCUUGGAGCGCAGCGAACAUGAUCGAUCUCGAUUGCGUGACUCAGCCGCCGUUGGUGCCCACAACUUACGGGUAUCAGUCGUACAGUAUGGGCGGUAGUCAAGACUCUACUUACGAAUACUUCCCCAAGACGUAUCUUCUUCUUGGAGGCCGCGAGCCCAAGUACCGCAACAUGCACGAAAAAUCCGUGGCCGCCAUCAAGAAAUGGCUCCUCUACCGGCCCAUGACCAAGGACGGGCGCGACAUCCUCUUCUCGGCCAAACUCACCACGACGGGUGUGCCCGAAGUCGACGCCCAGCGCGAAUUCGAAGUGACGCACCUGACGUGCUUCCUCGGCGGUAUGUUUGGGCUCGGCGCCAAGAUCUUCAACAGCGACCAAGAUCUCGAGAUCGCCCAGAAACUCACCGACGGUUGCGUGUGGGCGUACGAGUCGACCCCCUCGGGUAUCAUGCCUGAGGGCUCUACAGUUGUACCCUGUGCUAGCUUCAGGGAGUGUCCGUGGAAUGAGACGGCUUGGUAUCAGGCUCUAGAUCCCAUGUGGGAGUACCGCGACCAGCAGGUCCAGGAUUACUUUGAGAAUAAGAAGGCCGCGGAGGCGCAUCAGAAACUUGUAGAGAGUCAGCAGGAGAUACAGAGGAUGCGAGAAGAACAGGCCCAGGCUCAACCUCUAGGCGAUGAUGCAACAAUCGAUGAGGAGCGACCGACGGAGCCACCGUCUCCACCCGGUGCUCUCGAUGAGGAGACCGCUAGCGAGAAGAAGACGAUGUACGAGAUCGAGGUCGAGAAUAGCGGCGACGCAGCACCCAAGAUGGUAGUGGAGCCUGCGACGUCGGGGGAGACCUAUCGUUAUCCUCGCCCAGAACCCGGAGCGCCAAAGAAGGAGGUGAAGAAGAAGCGAGACGUCGGCACGGGGACGAGACGAUUGGAUGGCGAGGAUGCGGACGGGCAAGAUUUUAAUGUCGCUGAGCGUCCUACCAGUACCGUCGAUAGCGCUGAAGCCGAGCCUGGUUCCAACAUUGGGAGCAGCAGUGCCGGCGCUAGUGGUGGGCAGAUUCCGCUCGAGGAUAAGGACCCCAACAAACCCCCGACACACCUCGAAUUCGUCAAGGCGAAGAUUGCGAACGAAAAGAUUCCUCCAGGCUUCGUGAGAAUCCCCCACAGACAUUAUAUUCUACGUCCCGAAGCCAUCGAGUCAGUCUGGUACAUGUACCGCAUCACGGGCAACCCCGAGUGGAUGGAGAAGGGGUGGAGGAUGUGGAAGAGCGUCAUCGAAGCCGUGCGUACCGACGUGGGACACAGCGCCAUCCACGACGUGAUGGUGGAGAAGUCGCCGCUCAAGGACUCAAUGGAGAGCUUCUGGAUCGCCGAGACACUCAAAUAUUUCUACUUGCUGUUCGCGACGCCGGAUACGAUCAGUCUUGACGAGUGGGUGUUGAAUACGGAGGCUCAUCCUUUUAGGAGGCCGAAGGGGGAGAUUGUGUAA